CUAAUUAAUGCCGUAUAGGUUUGGUUAGUCCUCUUUAGCAGCAACACACCUUUCCCCAUCAAAAAUCUUCUUUCAACCGUGACAUACUUAAAUUUUCUUCAUUGUUUCACUACCAUGUCACCAAACCCAAAGCAGAUCCUAAAACAUUUUUUUGAUUCAAGAAAGCUCUAACAUCAAUCAAAGCCAUCUAUCAUGACUGGUUUUCUCAGAAUCUUCUUUUCUUUCAUUUGCCUCUCCAUCCCAGCUUCAUCCCAAGUAGAAGAACUCUUCUUUAGCGGAUUCAAUGAAGCAAGGGCCAACAUGAGCUUGACUGGAAUUGCAGAGAUUGGCAAAAAUGGCAUACUGAAACUAACAAACGACACCAGUAGAUUAUUGGGUCACGGUUUCUAUCUCUCACCACUUCAGUUCAAGAACUCCACCACUGGCUCUGCCUUCUCCUUCACAACCUCUUUCGCCUUCGCCAUGGUCCCCGAGUACCCCAAACUCGGCGGCCACGGCCUUGCUUUUGCAAUCUCGCCCUCCAAAGACCUCAAAUCCGCUCUCCCGAGUCAGUACUUGGGACUUCUCAACUCCGCCACCGUCGGUAAAUUCUCCAACCAUCUCUUCGCCGUCGAAUUCGACACCGUUCAAGACUUCCCGUUCAAAGACAUCAACAGCAACCAUGUUGGCAUCGACAUCAACGGCAUGGAAUCCAAUCAGUCAGCUCCUGCAGCCUACUUUGCGGAAGAUUCAAGCUUGCAAAAUCUGAGUCUCAAGAGUGGAAAACCCAUGAUGGCAUGGAUCGAAUACGAUUCCAUUACAAACCUUAUCAAUGUCACAAUUUCUCCUUCUUCUUCCAAACCCAGAAUACCAAUCCUGUCCUUUCACUGUGAUCUCUCUCCGAUUCUCCAGCAAGAGAUGUACGUUGGGUUCUCUGCUUCCACUGGUUUGCUUGCUAGCUCCCAUUACAUAUUGGGUUGGAGCUUUAAAAUGAAUGGGCAAACAAAAUCGCUCAACUUAGGUUCUCUCCCAUCUGUGCCACUACCCAGUACCAAGAAGAAACACACCACUCUAAUUUUAGUUGCUACCGUUUUGUCUUUUAUUCUUGUAAUUGGUGCAGCCUUCGUUGCUAUUUAUUUCUACAGGAAAAUGAAAAACAGGGACAUAAUUGAAGCUUGGGAAUUCGAAGUUGGUCCGCAUAGAUACUCAUAUCAAGAACUCAAGCAAGCCACUAGAGGCUUCAAGCACAGUGAGCUUCUUGGGCAUGGUGGAUUUGGACAAGUUUUCAGAGGGAGACUGCGAAAGUCGAAAACCCAAGUUGCUGUGAAGCGUAUUUCUCAUGAAUCAAAGCAGGGUUUGCGUGAAUUUGUGUCUGAGAUAGCUACCAUUGGCCGGCUUCGUCACCGGAACAUAGUUCAGUUAUUGGGCUGGUGUCGUCGUCGCGGUGACCUACUACUUGUUUAUGAUUUUAUGCCUAAUAAAAGCUUAGAUCAACAUUUGUUUGACAAACCCAAAUCGAUACUGAGUUGGGAACAGAGGUGCAAGAUUAUCAAAGGUGUUGCUUCGGGGCUAUUGUACUUGCACGAAGGAUAUGAACAGAUUAUUAUACACAGAGAUGUUAAGGCUAGUAAUGUGCUGCUAGAUGGGGAAUUAAAUGGUCGACUUGGUGACUUUGGGCUUGCAAGAUUGCACGAGCAUGGAUCGAACCCGGGCACGACUAGGGUGGUGGGCACGCUGGGCUACCUUGCGCCAGAGUUGUCACGGACAGGGAAGGCAACACCAGGGUCUGAUGUGUUUGCUUUUGGUGCGUUGUUGCUUGAGGUUGUUUGUGGACGUAGGCCAAUUGAAUCCAAGGCAUUGCCUGAACAGUUGGUUUUGGUGGACUGGGUAUGGGACAAAUGGACACAUGGGAGGAUCAUUGAUGUAGUAGACCCUAAAUUGGAGGGUGUGUUUGAUGAAAGUGAGGUUGUGAUGGUGUUGAAGUUGGGGUUGAUGUGUUCCAAUAACGCGCCUGUGGCGCGCCCUAGCAUGAGGCAAGUGGUUGGGUACUUGGAAGGGGAGGUUAGGGUUCCAGAGGACCUUAAACCGCCUUACACUGCACGCAGUGGAGGGAAGAGUGCACACAGUGGAGAGAAGGGUGGAGUGGAAGGGUUUGAUUCUUAUGCAUCAUCGUCAUCAUUUGACAAAGUGAGCUCGUCCUAUUCAUUCAUGGCAAACCGUGAUGUUUCUACUUCGCCUCUUUCACUUCUCCACAAUUCAGGAACCCUAGAUAGCAGUGAAGUGAUGGCAGAGUUGAUCAGAUGAUGUGAGAAAUAAGGCAAAAUGUGUUCAAAAAGUUUUAAAGCCUUGAUAAUUUCUUCCUUUAUCUCUUCAAUACAAAGUUCAAAUUACUUGCCAAGUUGUAACAUUUGUUUGUUCUCCUCCACGUUUCCCUGUAAAUGAUUUAAAGUGAUGGUUGAACAGAGCAUCUGCUACAAUUUAGUGUCUUACAAUGCAGCAUCUGAAAUGAAAUGAAUGUAGUCUCUUGUUCA
Molecule: messenger RNA, 2510 nt
Organism: Cornus florida
Lineage: Eukaryota; Viridiplantae; Streptophyta; Magnoliopsida; Cornales; Cornaceae
Product: L-type lectin-domain containing receptor kinase S.4-like
Exons: 1
Coding region: 193-2283 (696 amino acids)
Biological process (GO): protein phosphorylation
Cellular component (GO): plasma membrane
Molecular function (GO): protein kinase activity; carbohydrate binding; ATP binding
Source: RefSeq, a predicted model, not a curated record